This is a messenger RNA of Beauveria bassiana ARSEF 2860, 948 nucleotides long. Its product is annotated as rRNA processing protein. Gene Ontology annotation, cellular component: nucleolus; 90S preribosome. Gene Ontology annotation, biological process: maturation of SSU-rRNA from tricistronic rRNA transcript (SSU-rRNA, 5.8S rRNA, LSU-rRNA). Lineage: Eukaryota; Fungi; Ascomycota; Sordariomycetes; Hypocreales; Cordycipitaceae. The record is from RefSeq and is a predicted model, not a curated record. The transcript has 2 exons. The coding region runs from base 1 to 948 and encodes 315 amino acids.
AUGCCACCAAAAAGAAAGGCUCAGUCUUUGGGACUGGAUAGAAGAGUACGCGUCAGGCGCGACGAAAAUUGGCAGCUUGAGCCAGAGUCCGACAGCCAACAAUCGGACGACGACAUCUCAGAGGAAGAUGUUCGCGAGCAGGAAAGCGAGGAUGAGAAAACGUCAGACGCUGAAGACGAUGGGGAAUCAGAGUCUGAAUCAGAUGACGAGGCGCCUCCCAAGGUCGACAUUUCGUCCGUGUCGUUUGGCGCCCUAGCCCGCGCGCAAGCAUCCAUGCCCUCCACAAGCCGACGAGCCAAGAAGAACCGCAAAGACACUGACUCGGACGCCGCCGAAUCUACCCAGCCCGCCAAGCCGACCUCGCUCCGCGAACAGGCCGAAGCCCGCCACAGCGCGCACAAGGACAAGCCCCCGAGCCGCACGUCCAAGCACGCGCCGCAGGAGCAGACCUCCAAGAAGCCCGUCUCGCGGCGCCGCGAGAUUCUCGCCGACCCGCGGCGGAGGGCGCGCGAUCCGCGCUUCGACCCGGCCGUGGGCAGCGUCGACGAGGACAAGACGCGGCGCGCGUACGCCUUUCUCGACGAGUACCGCGAGCGCGAGAUGGGGGACCUGCGGGCGGCCAUGAAAAAAUGCAAGGACCCGGCGGAGAAGGAGGCGAUGAAGCGCCAGCUGCUGUCGAUGGAGUCCAAGAAGAAGGCGCAGAAGAAGAAGGACGAGGCCGAGGGCCUGCUCAGGGAGCACAGGGAAAAGGAAAAGACGCUGGUGGCGCAGGGCAAGCAGCCGUUUUACCUCAAGAGGAGCGAGCAGAAGAAGCAGCUUCUGACGAACCGCUUCGCGGACAUGAGCAAGGGACAGGUGGACCGCGCGAUUGAACGCAAGCGGAAAAAGGUGGCCGGCAAGGAAAGAAAGGAGUUGGAUAGUCUGGUGCGCGUGAGAGGUGGCCGUUAG